Molecule: messenger RNA, 4578 nt
Organism: Klebsormidium nitens
Lineage: Eukaryota; Viridiplantae; Streptophyta; Klebsormidiophyceae; Klebsormidiales; Klebsormidiaceae
Source: the annotation of a GenBank genome assembly
GCAAUGUGCUCUGGAUUGCCGCAGACUGCCGUUCUGCAUGCCACAACUUCAAGAAGGAAGCUGCAUUCGCAGGCCAAUCUUUGCACAAGUCUUCGCUUGUGAAGCUUGGAUGCUGGACAAUCUGGAUGCAAGCUUUGGUUCCGAGAGCCGGAUCAACGCAAAUGCUCGGAAAAGCUGGCUGGUUGUCCAUCUUCCCUUGGCCGCAAUUGUGGGCAGAUUUCUGAAUGCAAUUUGAGGCGGCAGCACCAGCAUAAUUGAGUAGGGCAAGCGCACCAAUAGUGGCUUGUCCGUGUUCAGGGAGGCGCGGGGAGGCGACAAUCUGAGCAGAGGUGCAUUCACAGCGGAUGCCGAGCCUUCGCUAGGCGGUAGCGUUAAGAUGAGGAUUCAGCUGAGCUCGGAGUCGUGCUGAUCCUGUUUGCAAACUGCGUUGCACCAGCAGGGAGUAGCAUAAUGGAUUGGGAAUUGAGCAAGGAGAAUGUGCAGCCCUUGAGGUCUGGAAGAGAUGUCAAACUCCUCAAUGCAGCAUUGAAGACGAAGAUAGAAGCGGAAGCCAGUGCCAAAAUCAAGGUGGAAAAGCUAGAAAGCGAGCGCAGGUCAUUUGAACGUGACAUCCAGUUCUAUGAUGGUGACGACCCUCUGGCACCGUGGCUCAGGUACAUCAGGUGGAUAAAGGACUCAUAUCCAUCUGGAGGCAUCGAGUCCGAGAGCCUGCCCGUCCUUGAAAAGUGCACAAGAACCUUUCAGCGGGUGGCACGUUAUCGGACGGACGUGAGAUACCUGAGGGUCUGGAUACAAUAUGCUGAUGCAUGUGUCGAUGCGAAGGACAUCUUCACAUUUCUGGAGAAGAACGAGAUUGGGCAAGAUCAUGCACUCUUCUACGAGGCGUAUGCUACAAAUCUGGAACUUCGGCGAAACUAUGCAAAAGCCAGUGAGGUCUAUAAUUGGGGUAUUGCAAGACGAGCUGAACCAACGGAGAGGCUUGUCAACAUGUACAAGGCAUUCGAGGAUCGGAUGCAGAAGCGCCUAGAGAGGAAGAAACAGGAGGCAGCAGAGGGGUUGAGUUCAGCACCGGCCACUGAUGAGAAUGCGGGCAGGAGGACGCUCGCACCACUCAGAUCUUCAAACCCGUCAGUACGGCCCCCGCAACCCAUGCAAAACCAGCAGCGUCCUAAGCGAAAAGCAGCACCAACUCCUCCAAAAAGCAAGCUGGACAUAUUUGUGGAUGAAGCGUUUGGGGGCCCUUCCGCUGGGCCUAGCAUUGCUGCGAGCGGCAGAUCAGAGGCUCUUGGGCCUGCUCCGCUUUGGGAGAAGCUGCCAACUCAGGCGGAGGGCAGCAAGGAGAACUGGCAGAAGGCUUCGCAGUGGAGCGGCAUGAGGCUUCCGCAGAAGAAGACCAAGUCCGCUAAUGCAGGGAGCGGCUUGGAGGUCUUUGUGGAUGAGGAAUUUGCUCACUCUGAUUCUCAUGGAUCGGGCAAGUCAGACAAUGAGGCAUCCAUCCGACAAAAGCUGGAGGGGAAAAUCCUUGCACACAAAAAGCGGACCGAGUCGGAGAGCCUGAAGGAGGAUCCUCUCCGUCACUUCACCAAAGUCCAGCCAGCACCGCCCGGCCAUACUGGGCCCGUUCCUAGCCUCGUUGCAGUGACCAACGCCAGCCCCAAAUUUUCUAAAGGAGCCGCCCUGGCUACCUUCGCCUACGAUACCGAGGCCAUCAAGGGACCCCACGGCCAAGAGCUCUCCUUUGAGGAGCUGCACGCCCGCGACUGGGAGCAGACACACAGCUUGGAGGACGAACCAGUUCCCCAGCCCCCUCCCUCGACUGCCGAACCCGUCCCAGAGAGACCGCGCUCGCUGCUGUCCCUCUUUGCGGACGUAGCGGGGCCCGCUGAGAUCUCAUCCACGGAAACCCAAGGGGCAACCGACUCUGAGGGGCUGGCAGCAGAGUACCAACGGCUGAACAUUGGGGGUAGUGAACUGGGGGGUCAAGCAACCAGGGCGCACUCGGGCCCUGGAAGCGAGAAAGCGGUAGCCGACGACGGCUUCUUAGGGGGCCUUAACGCCCCUACCGAGUCGCCCGUUAGCAGGCAUGGGGGCCUCGUCGACCCGACCAUCAACACACAGGAGGCAAUGGCAGAGAUUAUGUCCAUGUUCAACCGCCCGCUCCCAGUAGAAACGGGGCGCAAGAACCUGAAAAGCUCCGUUUCAAAAGAGCGGCGAGAAGCCCGGGGAGCCUUUUCCCAGCCCGCCUUCGACUCUCCCCCGGCUCACGACCCCACCCUCCAGAUCUUUGCUGACGACUUCGUCCCGCGUGCCGCCAAGCCGCCCACUGGGAAGGAGAAAACGAGCAGAGGGUUCGGGCCUGUGGCUGGCCCCGAAAACAAAAACAAGGCCUCCGAAAACGGGGCUGGAUUUGAGUCGGACGCAGAGAACAGGCCCCCUCCGACCGCGCAAGCCCCCCGCGCCUUUCCAGCUCGCGACAUCCAAUCCCCGACCGCUCAGGAGUCCGCUCUCCGCCCUCUAAGCGUGGACCGGAUCCAGCAGCUAAACGUCCAGUUCAGUGCCGGCCAGCUAGCGUCUGACUACCCAGAAAGCGAGCAAACGGAGCCCCUGUUUGAAGAAACCGAACCCCUCCCGAACCCGUUCGAGUCAGGCGGGAACCCAGCGGAGGCCGCACUCCGGGUAGCGGGGCAGGGCGAACUAGAGGGGGACGACUUUCAGGUGUGGAGCGACGACCCCACGGAGAGGGCAAGCAACUCGAAUGCGCCUCAGCCCGUCAGCUUCUUGAGCAAGCCGAAGCUGCCUAGAGAUGACCCUUCAGCCGAGCGGUCUCGUCCUGCUGAGCACCCGGCCUCGUUAGAGACCCCAGUCGCGGGUUUCAGCGGCCGCUUGGAGGGGCGCGGCCUGGGAUCGACACGUGGCAGCCAGGCUGAGCCUGACGACAGGGCGGGCAGGGAGGCUGGCGCAUGGUCUGACGUCUUCAUCCCGGUGAAGUCCCUGGCGAGGUCGCCUGGCAGCGUACAGCGACCACUGCAAAGCAGAGACGCCUCUAUUCGCCCAUCCGACUCCGCCCCACAACCAGCCGCACUCCAGCCGCAGCCCCCGGCCCCUAAACUAAACCUAACCCCGGGGGUCCCCCUCGACCCGUGGGACCCUGCGCUCAUCGCCUCUCUCCUCAACACCCUUAACCCGCCCCUAACCUCCUACGAGGGUUUCGUUAACCUCGGCGGCGAGAGCUUCGAGGGCGCGUCCGCCCUCCGGCUGGUCAAGCGCAGCGCCAAGAGCGGCGGCGCCAUGCUGCAACUAGGGCGGGAGACGUACGAGGUGAAGCAGUGCGUCGGGAGCGGCGCGUUCGCGACGGUGUACUUGGCAUACCGGAUGGACGCAGGGUACACGACGGACCUGAUGGACGAGUCGGAGGAUGACGGCAUGCUGGCGCUCAAGGUCCAGCGGCCCGCCUGUCCGUGGGAGUUCUACAUCUACCGCCAGCUGGACGUCCGGAUCCCCGCGGCGGAGCGGCGCAGCUUCGGCUCCGCCAAGCGGCUGUUCUGCUACGCCGGAACCAGCGUUCUGGUCGCCCCCUACGGCGAGCACGGCACUCUGCAGGACCUGGUGAACGCGUACCUGGCGGCCGGCCAAAAGGGCAUGGACAGCACCACGGAGGCUGUCGCUGUCUUCUACACAAUCGAGCUCCUCCGCAUGCUCGAGGUCCUCCACGAGGCGGGCAUCAUCCACGGGGACUUCAAGCCGGACAACCUGCUCAUACGGAACGACUGCGAGCGGUGGGAGGACUGGGCGCCCGGCCGGCCUGGCUCGUGGCGCGACAAGGGCCUGACUCUGGUUGACUGGGGGCGCAGCAUCGACCUGGCCAGCUUUACCCCGGGGCAGACCUUCUCCGGGGACUGCAUGACGGAGGCGUUCCGCUGCAUCGAGAUGGUGGAGAAGCGGCCGUGGAGCUUCCAGGUUGACACAUACGGCCUGUGCACUGUCGUGCACUGCCUGCUGUUCGGGAGCUACAUGGAGGUGGAGAAAAUCACGCCGGCAGAGGGCGAAGCGCCCCUGUACCGGCAAAGGGCGCCUCUUAAGCGGUAUUGGAACGUGCCGCUAUGGCAACGCCUCUUUGACACGCUCCUGAACGUGCCCAGCUGCGACAAGCAGCCCCAGCUGGCUCCCCUCCGAGAGGCCUUUGAGGAGUAUCUGAACACCAAGAGCAAGUCGGUAAAGCCCCUCCUAAUCAAGCAGAACAUCAUGAUGUUCGACAGGAAGUCGGACGCGUAGAGGUUUUCGGUCCCAGACACGUAGCCAGUCCCUUGGGACAACGUAACUUAUCAAGGCUGAAAUUGAUGAGACUCGAUCGCCCAGGUACAGCUGGUGUAGAGACUGGCCAUUGAUGCCUUCUCUGGGAAUGUAAGUGGGUUUUGGCAGUGCAGCAGUUUGGUCCAGUUUGUCUGAGUAGCAGUUGCCCAGCUGAACAGAGGACCCCAGUCCCGCGAAUCCGCACAUGUAACUUUCGGCCAGGUUUUGGAAAUGACAGAAAGGAUUGUCAAGUGCUAUCAGUCGGUCUACCAUCUCACGUGAUUUCUU